Messenger RNA from Ambispora gerdemannii, 1763 nucleotides. Lineage: Eukaryota; Fungi; Glomeromycota; Glomeromycetes; Archaeosporales; Ambisporaceae. The record is from the annotation of a GenBank genome assembly.
UAACCGUGUCUGAUACUUCUCUUCCGUCAGUCGAAGAAGUUAAUCAAUGGAGCCCGCGUCAAGUUAUUGAUUUUCUGGAGUCUUAUAAUAAAGAAAAAAAAUUAUUUCUUGAAGAUGGAGACAUUAAAGCAAUUAAAGAUAACCGUGUCCGCGGUUUUUCUUUCCUUGAAUUGUCUAAAGAAGACCUUCUAGCUCCUCCAUACAAUCUUCCUGACGGACUAGCUAGAACUAUCGCUGGAUUAAUUAGAAACAUUAAGGGUGAAGAGCAAGGCGUAUUGAGUCCUCGGGAGCAGACAUUGUUGAAUGAGUUGCUAGACCUGCGAGCGAAGCUUGCAAUCUCAUCUUCAUCAGCUACUAAGCGACAUUUUUCAAACCUGGAUGACUAUGAAGAAGAACAACAAAAAAACGUAAAGAAAAUUCGGAGCUAUCCUCCUCCGUCAUCUUUCGCACUCCUUAAUAAUCUUAUUAAUCAUCAUGUUAAGGAUAAGCAGUUACUUAUUCACCGUCCUCCAGAAUGCGUUGGCCCGCCAGUACAAAUUUAUCACAAUGUUUUCAGUCAGUUCCUGCGUGAUUACCGUAAUGAAGAUCUAGAAAUGGGGAGAGAGCAUUAUGAAUGGACUCUUGAGUUCAUUCAUGAAAUGGGAGAAAUAUACCGCAGUGAACGUGAGCGUUCUAUAGUGUUUAAAGAAACAAUUCGUAAAUUAUUUGGUGAGGAAUUAAGAGUAAUUAGCCUGGAAGAUGAUUCCUCAAAUGAUGAUGUGUUGGAAUCUAACGUCUUUUCAAAAAAUGUUUUACGUUUUCUUGUUGAGAUGAAAAAUGAAAUUGGCACUGGUAGCUGUGAUCCAACUGUCCAGGCUGGAGCUUCUUUUGCAAAAUAUUAUACCCAAGAGACAUAUGGGGAAGUACUCAAAUGGUGCAACUGGCCAUCUUUUAUCUUAUGCUUAGCUGGACCGUGGGUGUGUAUUUUAGGGUCAGUAUAUGUUGAGAAACCCAUUGUAGAUCCCUUGACGGACUUCAUACCUCUUAUUCCUACAAACAAUCGAGCCCACGCAGAGCGAGUGGCACGACUUUUCAAAGCUUUGUGCUUGGGAGUCAACAGGCUAAAAGAGUAUUAUGUAUCGCUAGAUAUACCUACAAAUCGACAAAAUUCACAACGAUUUUUUCCCUAUCCGAAUCAAUACAAACAACAGGAUACAAUCGUGGAAUUUACAUAUGAGAGAAAACUUGUGGAUCAGCCCAACAAGCUUCUUUGGAAAGCUAUAACAAAAGACGGCCGGAAAAUCAUUGUUAAAUUCACAUGUCAUUAUAAUCAAAGAGCACACGAACUGUGUAGCGAAAUUGGAAAGGCGCCAAAAUUACUUUACAUUAACAAAGAGGUGGUGGAUGGAUUUUACAUGGUAGUGAUGGAUUAUGUUGAGGCCGAGCAACUUUACGACUGCGACUCACUUAGUCAUGAUGAAUAUAAAGCGGUUUUCAAGGACAUCGAAGAAGCUAUCGACAAACUGCAUAAGGAAAAUAUUGUCUUUGCUGACCUCCGUGAUUCCAACAUUUUGGUUAACAAAUCUCAAGGCCAGUAUCAAGGAAUGUUAAUAGAUUUCGAUUGGGCCGGUAGAGAAGAAAUUGAGUGUUAUCCUUCUUUCAUGAACCAUAAACAUAUUAAUUGGCCACCAGGGGCUGAGGAUAGGAAAAGGCUGAGUCAGAAACACGAUAUUUAUUGGUUAGAGUUAUUGAAAUCUAAAUAUUUGGGUAUGGAGUUCGAUUGA